Messenger RNA from Radiomyces spectabilis, 1014 nucleotides. RefSeq lists its product as uncharacterized. Lineage: Eukaryota; Fungi; Mucoromycota; Mucoromycetes; Mucorales; Radiomycetaceae. The coding region runs from base 1 to 1014 and encodes 337 amino acids. The transcript is spliced from 2 exons. The record is from RefSeq and is a predicted model, not a curated record.
AUGAGUGAUUCAGAAUCCUCAAGAGAUUCUAUCGACGACUUCUCCUUUACUUUGCCUGACAAGUGCAGAUCGGGGCGUGAUCUCAUGAGCAAGUUAAUAUUAGAUGAGAAACGUGUCAAUAAUAUCCUUGUCAAUGAAAUGAUUGGUCAACAUGCUGUCGAUCAAUACGUGUCAAGGCCGAUCGACUGGAGGAACUUCUCGGAGUCCAAUGUCCUUUACAUCGCCUCAUCUGCACGACAGGACAAGCUUCUGCCUCCUGUUCUUGUGAAAGUCCUGUACACAGCGAAUAUGGCAUCCUACCGUCGCUUGAUUUAUUACGGUUUAUCUAUAAUUGAGCGAUACUCGGCACCACCAGUUGUACUCGUUAUCGUCAUUCAUAACACCACUACACAGUUGGCCGAUCUUGCUGCCAUAUCGGAGAAGCAACCCUAUCUUUUGGAGCUACCUUGCGACGGUUGGGCAAAGUCGUGCAACAUACUCAACGCGUCUUCCAUUUCUGAUCAUUUACAACACACUCCUUUGAAUCCUCUUGUCGCGCUUGGCCAUUUCUUAAUCCGACAAAAACCAUUGCUACGGGAUAUUGAUCGAAACGACGAUAUCACCAUUCAACAACUUUAUAAUAUCGCGAAAGAAAUAUUCGGUAAUGAUUUGCAAACCGCAUCAAACACGACGGAUGUUCUACGACAAAUUUAUGAUCAGUGCAGCAGGGCAAGAACGGCUCUGUGCGAGGAUGUUUCCGAUGUUUCCUUAAGAAAGCGGACGAUCGAUUGCUUAGACCAAAUUCUAAUUAUCAUCAACGACCAGCAGGAGCCAUCAGCAACUGCAUUGCCAAACAACACAAAUAAUUCUAGGACUAAGGACUGGCAGUUUGUUGAAAAGUGUCUCAAUGAUCACGGCUCCUGCAACUGGGAGAGCAUCUUUCAACUGGGAAAAACAAAAGGGUUAUUUAAAAGCUAUGCAAAAUGGACGAGCGCCAAGUCGGCGUAUUAUCGACAAAAAAAACAGAAGCAAUAG